AUGUACCUGACUUCCGCGCUGGUCGCCAGUGCUCUGGCCUUGCGCGCCUCAGCAUUCCUUGUACCCCUCGAGGUCUCAAACGCGGCAGAACAGGCCAAAUCCGAACUCGCCGCCCUCCUCACCAAGACAGGUCGUACUGUUGACCUCGACUGCCCUGGAUGUCCUUUCUUCGGCAUUGAGGACACCACAAAACUUCAAUACAAUGUUGAGACCAAAAUACAUCUCGAGUUCAACGUUGGCUCCAACCAAGAUCUGACCAUCAAUGGGCGCCCCAUCAUACCGACCAACCCGGACACUCCAUCCCUUGUUGCAGCUCCUCAAAUAAGAGCGGAAGAUGGAGAACAAACCGCCCCGAUCCCCCUCGACUUCGCGUAUGAGAAACUACCACCGGUGACGUCGGCCGAGGAACCCGACAAAACCAUUCUGCCCUUCAGACUCACCAUUGUAGGUCUGAACAUGCAUCCGGUCACCGUUGACAGCCUGGCCAUCGACAUACUGCAAACCCCGGAUCAUACUUCUGUUGUCCGCAUCACCAAUAUCCCGUUCGAAGACACUCCGGGUGCUACCACAUGUGACACAUCUUCAAACUGGUCCCUUUGCCGUCUGCGGGCCAUUGUUGCUGCGCGCAUUCAAUCCAUCGUGGAUGCUGCAAGGGCACACGCUCAUGGUGCCAAGGGUUGGGUCAGCGGCAAAGGUUGCAAGGGCAAGAAGUUCGGAAAGGAAGGCGUACAUCAUAAACAUGGACACGGGCACCACAUGGGAGGCCAUCACCACCGUCACCACCGCCUCCACCGCCUUGGACGCAUGAUGCACAAGACUCUUCGUUUCUUCGUCAUUCCUGCCCUACUUGGCGUCAUUGGCGGCCUGAUGGCCAGUGCUAUCGGUAUGCUCGUGGGCCAGUCGAUCUCCUACCUCUGGAUCAGAUUCCACCGCAACGGUCACCGCCGUCACGCGGACGUUCAGGUGGUUGAGAUUGUCGUUGAUGAGGACGAGAAGGACGCAUUACUGAUUGACGGUGAACUCCCUCCCCCGCCACAGUACGAGGAUGUGGAAGCCAAUGCCGAAGGAGUCAAAAGUGACGAGAAGCAUUGA
Molecule: messenger RNA, 1092 nt
Organism: Capronia epimyces CBS 606.96
Lineage: Eukaryota; Fungi; Ascomycota; Eurotiomycetes; Chaetothyriales; Herpotrichiellaceae
Exons: 2
Coding region: 1-1092 (363 amino acids)
Source: RefSeq, a predicted model, not a curated record